Theileria annulata is the source of this 3672-nucleotide messenger RNA. RefSeq names its product DNA-directed RNA polymerase II subunit, putative. NCBI's taxonomy places the organism in Eukaryota, Apicomplexa, Aconoidasida, Piroplasmida, Theileriidae. Gene Ontology annotation, molecular function: ribonucleoside binding; DNA-directed RNA polymerase activity; DNA binding. The transcript has 13 exons. Gene Ontology annotation, cellular component: RNA polymerase II, core complex. Gene Ontology annotation, biological process: DNA-templated transcription. Bases 1 to 3672 code for a protein of 1223 amino acids. The record is from RefSeq and is a predicted model, not a curated record.
AUGGAUUCUGAUUUUUAUUUUUCUACCACACAACAUGUUUCUGGAUCGGAAAGGUUAUCAGAAUCUCAACUUAUCACCAGCACCUAUUCCGAAUAUUCACCAGAAAAAUAUAAUAUCGAACAGGAUCUCGAUCACUCUCAAUAUUUAAAGCGUGAUGAUGAAAAUUUUACAGAAGAAGAUACCUGGAAGGUCAUAGGUUCAUUUUUUAAUGAACACGGACUAGUACACCAACAAAUUGAAAGCUUUAAUGAUUUCAUAACAUACCGUAUGCAAGAGAUUAUAGACUCACACCCUCCAAUCGAGAUCACACCGCAACCAAAUUAUCGACCAGAAGAGGAGGUGGAAAAUAGUGUAGUGUACAAGUUAAAAUUCGGCCAACUAUCGCUAAGCAAGCCUUCAGUAGAGGAGAAGGACGGAGUGUUUAAACACAUAUGGCCACAAGAAGCGAGACUGAGAAAUCUAACAUACGCCUCGCAAGUAUAUAUUGAUAUUGAACAGGAAACAUACAUUAAUGAAGAUGGAAAACUUACACAAACAGACUCAACAGUGUACCCAAGAGUACCCCUGUGUAGAAUGCCAAUGAUGCACAAGUCGUCAUACUGCUGGACGAGAGGACUUAAUGAUCAGGAUUUGUCAGACAUAGGAGAGUGUGUAUUUGAUCAAGGAGGCUACUUUGUUGUGAACGGAGGAGAGAGGGUUUUAAUAGCACAGGAGAGAAUGGCGAACAAUUUCGUCUAUGUUUUCAAUAAAAAAAAUUCAAAAUAUUCAGCAGUAGCACAGCUUAGGUCACAGCCUGAUUUCAUACAGGGAGUUACAUCACUUACAAUCAUGAUUUCAAAUUCCCAACUCACCAAAAAUAAGAUGGUGGCAGUACUCCCGUACAUAAGAAGCGACAUACCAGUUCCCAUACUUUUCAGAGCACUUGGGUGUAUCUCAGACAGGGAUAUACUCCAGAGAAUAGUCUACGAUUUCUCAGAUACACAAAUGCUGUCCUUGAUGAGAUCAAGUCUCGAAGAAUGCUCAGAAUACACCUCACAAGAACAGUGCCUGGACUUCAUAGGUAAAAGAGGCCCGACAGUGGGAGCACUUCAGGAGGAAAGACUAAAUUUCGCAAAGGAAACACUACGCCGACAUUUUUUGCCGCACGUUGGAACGGAGGUGGGGUCUGAGUCGAAAAAGUGCUUUUACCUGGGUUACAUGAUACACAGGUUGCUCCUAAACCAGCUGGGACGUAUAAAUGAAGAUGACAGAGAACAUUUCGGGAAAAAAAGACUGGAUCUAGCGGGAUCACUGAUGGCAAGUAGUUUUGGAACUUUGUUUAGAAAGUUGGCUAAGGAUGUAGAAAGGUUCCUAAAAAAUCAAAUUGAUUCAGGACGCUCAUUUGACGUGGCAGGAGCGAUUAAAUCCUGCUCACAAAUAACGCAAGGAUUACAAUAUCAACUACUAACAGGUACACAUAGUAAAAUAAUUAAGAUAAAAUUUAUUUUAUUAAAGAAAUUUACAAUAUGGAACUGGGGAAGAGAUAAGGAUGGAAAUGUAGUGAGAACAGGAGUCUCACAAGUACUCAAUAGACUAACGUUUGCGUCAUAUUUGUCACAUCUGAGGAGGCUGAAUACACCACUAGGAAGAGAAGGAAAAAUGGCGAAACCAAGACAGUUACAUAAUACACACUGGGGAAUGAUCUGCCCAGCAGAAACACCAGAAGGUCAAGCAGUUGGUUUGGUCAAGAACCUAGCGUUGAUGUGUUACAUCAGUGUGGGAAGCCUGUCAAGCACAAUCCUGGACUUUCUGCUGGAGUUCGGAAUGGACUCCCUUGACGAAAUCAGCCCAAUUUUGAUAAAGGAUAGAGUAAAGAUAUUCCUGAAUGGUACCUGGGUAGGAGUUUUCAACCAGCCAGAUUCGUUAGUAAACGUACUGCUGGAGCUGAGAAGGAAGGGAAAUAUAAGCAGCGAAACAUCAAUAGUGAGAGAUAUCAUGUCAAACGAGAUUAAAAUAUUCACAGAUUCAGGGCGAUCAAUGAGGCCAUUGUAUAUAGUUGAGAAUAACAGACUGUUGAUAACAAAGAGACAUGCUAAUAUGAUAGAAAAUAAUCAAUUGACCUGGUCAGGUCUCAUGGAAACUGGAGUGGUAGAAUAUAUCGAUUGCGAGGAGGAGGAAAUAUGCAUGAUAGCAAUGUUCCCAGACGACCUUGUUAAUAAUAACAACUACUGUAACAGUUACACGCACUGUGAAAUACACCCGAGUAUGAUACUGGGAGUGUGUGCAUCAAUUAUACCAUUCCCAGACCAGAACCAAAGCCCAAGGAACACCUACCAGUCAGCAAUGGGAAAACAAGCAAUGGGGGUGUAUAGCACCAACUAUAAUCUAAGAAUGGAUACACUAAGCCAUGUGCUGUAUUACCCACAGAAACCACUAGUGUGCACAAGAUCAAUGGAGUUUUUAAGGUUCAGAGAACUCCCAGCAGGAAUUAACUCCAUAGUGGCAAUUAUGUGCUACACAGGUUACAACCAGGAAGAUUCACUAAUUAUGAAUCAGUCUUCAAUUGAUAGAGGACUGUUCAGAUCAGUGUUUAACAGGACAUAUUCAUCAGAGGAAAAGUACUUGGGAAGUACCGUCAUCGAGUCAUUCACCAAACCAACAUCAACAGGGAAAUUCUUAAAUUUGAAAAGAGGAGAUUACUCGAAACUAGAUAACGAUGGACUUAUAGAGCCAGGAAGCAGAGUAUUGGGAGAUGAUAUCAUAAUAGGAAGGUCGUCACCAGUGGAAUCAGACCCAAAUAACCCACAAUACACGCCUGAAAUGAACUUGAGAAUGGACUGCAGCUGUUGUCUGAGACCCAACGAAAACGGAGUGGUGGAUAACGUGCUCCUAACAGUAAACAACAAGGGAUGUAAAUUUACAAAGGUCAAGGUGAGAAGUAUCAGAGUACCACAAAUAGGAGAUAAGUUCGCAAGCAGACAUGGCCAGAAAGGAACAAUAGGAAUGACAUUUAGAAUGGAAGACCUCCCAUUCACGUGUGACGGAAUAGUACCAGACAUUAUUAUGAACCCACACGCAGUGCCGUCAAGAAUGACAAUAGGUCACCUGAUUGAGUGUUUACUAGGUAAAGUUGGAUCUCUAGUUGGUAUGGAAGGCGACGCAACACCAUUCAGUAAAAUGACACUAGAACAGAUUUCUAACCGUUUGUUCAAGUGUAGAUACUCAAGAUACGGAAAUGAAGCAUUCCAUAACGGAUUCACAGGUAAUUUGAUGGCCAGUAAGAUAUUCGUUGGCCCAACAUACUACCAAAGGCUGAAACAUAUGGUAGAGGAUAAAAUACACGCCAGGGCCAGAGGCCCAGUAACAAUGUUGACGAGACAACCAACUGAAGGACGCUCAAGAGAAGGUGGGCUCAGAUUCGGAGAAAUGGAACGUGACUGUAUGAUAUCACAUGGAGCGGCGAAGAUGCUCAAGGAAAGACUGUUUGACCAGUCAGAUGCAUAUAGAGUACACGUAUGCAAUUUCUGCGGACUAUUAUCGGUAGCCAACCUAAACAACAGCUCCUUCCAGUGCACAGCCUGCGACAACAAGACCCAAAUCUCCCAAGUCACAAUUCCCUACGCCUGCAAACUACUUCUACAGGAAUUAAUGGCAAUGGCAAUUUACCCAAAGCUAAUUUUAACUGAAGCCUAG